This is a messenger RNA of Daucus carota subsp. sativus, 1795 nucleotides long. Its product is annotated as UDP-glycosyltransferase 73E1. NCBI's taxonomy places the organism in Eukaryota, Viridiplantae, Streptophyta, Magnoliopsida, Apiales, Apiaceae. The record is from RefSeq and is a predicted model, not a curated record. Bases 191 to 1666 code for a protein of 491 amino acids. Gene Ontology annotation, molecular function: UDP-glucosyltransferase activity. The transcript has a single exon.
CCAUACUCAAGUCCUAGCCUCUACAGCACCUCAUAAUCCUCUGGUCAAGAUAACUCACCAACAUCCUCUGUGUGGCCUCUUACAUCACCACAAAAUACAAGCACCGCCUAUGAAUCAAUUUCUUUAUAUAUCUCACUUGUACAAACUAACUCACUCGCAACAAUUUAUCUAGCAAAACACAAUUUCCCUCAUGGACAACCUAGCUCAUCAGGACCUUCACUUCAUUUUGUUCCCUUUAAUGGCUCAAGGCCAUACUAUCCCCAUGGUAGACAUCGCCAAAUUGUUGUCUCAACGCGGCGCUGCUGUCACCAUUAUCACGACUCCUGUAAACGCUCUCCGCUUCCAGGCAACUGUCACCCGAGCAGUCCAAGGCGGACGCGAUAUCAGAGUUGUGGAACUGAAUUUCCCCAGUGAGGAAGUUGGUUUGCCAAAAGGAUGCGAAAAUUUUGACAUGUUAUCCACGCAUCUAUUAGGUGGACAAUUUUUUGCAGCAGCUAUCUUGCUGAGGGAAUCAUUUGAAACGUUCCUUAAGGAUGUGGAACCGCCUCCGAGUUGCAUGAUAUCUGAUAUGUGUCUUCCGUGGACAGCUGACGUGGCACACAAGUUUCACAUUCCGAGAAUUGUUUUUCAUGGUCCUUCUUGCUUUGCACUCUUGUCAAUGCAUACUCUGUUCACGUCCCAGGUGAUUGAUUCAGGAUCCUCUGAACGUGUUUUUGUGCCUGGCUUGCCUCGAAAAGUGGAAGUUAGUAAAGCUAUGGUUGAGGGGUUUGUAAAACCUUCAGCCUCAUCUAUGGACCCCUCUGUUAUGAAAGCUUUCCUUGAGCAGAUUUUAGAAUCCGAAAAGAAAGCGUUUGGGGUAGUGGCUAAUACUUUUGAGGAGCUGGAGCCAGAAUUCAUUGAAGAGUACGCGAAUGUCAAGGGUAAAAAGGUCUGGUCGAUUGGGCCAGCUUCACAAUGUAACAAAGACGUAUUAGAAAAGCUUGAGAGAGGUAACAAGGCCUCUAUCAGUGAACAUGAUUGCUUGAAUUGGCUAGGCUCACGCGAACCAGGCUCUGUGCUGUACGUGUGCUUGGGAAGUUUGGCUAGGCUCGCGACAUCCCAGUUGAUAGAACUAGGAUUGGCCUUAGAGGAAUCAGACCUCCCUUUCAUCUGGUGCGUGAGAUACAAGACAGAAGAAUUUGACAAGUGGAUCAUAGAAGAAAAUUUUGAAGAAAGAACUAAAGGAAAAGGCCUACUAAUAUGGGGCUGGGCGCCACAAGUUCUGAUACUGUCACACAAGGCUAUCGGAGGAUUUUUAACACAUUGUGGCUGGAAUUCUACGCUUGAGGGUAUUUCAGCAGGAAUCCCAUUGUUGACAUGGCCUUUAUUUGCGGAGCAGUUUCUCAACGAGGCUCUCGUGGUGCAAAUCUUAAGGACCGCGCUGAGUCUUGGUGCAGAGCGGCCUAUUCAGUUUGGAGAUGAGGAGGAGGUUGGAGUUGUGGUACAGAAGCAUGAUAUCAAAAUGGCUGCAUUAGAGUUGAUGGACGGUGGAGAUGAAGGAAGGGAGAGAAGAGAAAGAGCUAGAGCACUCGGAGAGAAGGCGAAAAAGGCAAUGGAGGAAGGAGGUUCUUCUCAUCGGAACAUGAAUCUCCUCUUACAAGAAAUAACAGCACAGGCUAAUGUAUAAGGGGCUGUCAUAUCUGCUGCAAGUUUAGUUUAUGUAACUUUCUGAGUACAUGCAAAGAAAAUUGCAUGUAUUCAUAAUACAUGUCUCAUGUAGUUUUCUCAAUUUCUAAGAACAUUGAUUUUACUUUUA